This is a messenger RNA of Engraulis encrasicolus (European anchovy), 344 nucleotides long. RefSeq names its product calcium and integrin-binding family member 2-like. The transcript is spliced from 2 exons. Lineage: Eukaryota; Metazoa; Chordata; Actinopteri; Clupeiformes; Engraulidae. Gene Ontology annotation, molecular function: magnesium ion binding; calcium ion binding. Gene Ontology annotation, biological process: calcium ion homeostasis. The record is from RefSeq and is a predicted model, not a curated record. Gene Ontology annotation, cellular component: cell periphery; cytoplasm; stereocilium. The annotation marks the transcript as partial.
GAGAACCCGUUCCGGAACCGGAUAGUGGAGUCGUUCUCCGAGGACGGUCUGGGGAACCUCAGCUUCAACGACUUUGUGGACAUGUUCUCCGUACUCAGCGAGAUGGCCCCUCGAGAGCUGAAGGCCAUUUACGCCUUCAAAAUCUACGACUUCAAUGUGGACAACUUCAUCUGCAAGGAGGACCUGGAGAAGACACUGAACAGGCUGACCAAGGAGGAGCUGACCCCUGAGGAGGUGACCCUGGUGUGCGACAAGUCCAUUGAGGAGUCCGACCUGGACGGAGACAACAAGCUCUCCUUCGCAGACUUUGAAAACAUGAUCUCAAGGGCUCCUGAGUUUUUAAG